Molecule: messenger RNA, 1039 nt
Organism: Acanthaster planci (crown-of-thorns starfish)
Lineage: Eukaryota; Metazoa; Echinodermata; Asteroidea; Valvatida; Acanthasteridae
Product: monocarboxylate transporter 12-like
Biological process (GO): monocarboxylic acid transport; transmembrane transport
Molecular function (GO): monocarboxylic acid transmembrane transporter activity
Source: RefSeq, a predicted model, not a curated record
UUUCUCCUUCCUCUCUUUUUUCAAGGUGCUGGUACCGGGAUAGCCUAUACUCCAGCAGUGGUUAUAGUCGCCCAGUACUUCAAGAAAUAUUACUCCGUGGUGAUUGCCCUUGUUACCACAGGAGAUAGCAUAGGAAUAAUGAUGUUUGGUCCUUUGAUGCAGAUGUUACUGGAUGCGUACGGUUGGAGAGGAACGUUACUUGUAACUGGCGCCAUAACCGCUAACAUUUGCUUGGCUGGGGCAGUCUGCCGUUCAAAUCGGCGCCCUCUCCAAGCCACGGAGAAUAGACAAGUGAAUAAGCACGGCAACCCCGAAGGGGAACUGCAGACAAUUUCUCGUAGAAUACAAGCGUCUACUAACUCACCGGUGACGACUGAACAAAGUGCUGAGGGUAGAAGCCCACACUGUGUAGUGGUUUGCUUGUCCGGGGCGGUCAAGGUGUUCAGACUGAAGUUGCUCUGGCAAAGUUACCGCUUUUCGGCGCUCUGCUUCGCACAGUGUGCCUUUGUUUUCUCUCUCGGCUGCUACCUUGUUUAUCUCAUCCCACGCGCUACGUCCUCAGGUAUACCCGCUCAGGAGGCCUCCUUUCUCCUCAGUGUGGUUGGUAUCAGUGGUCUAGUAGGACGCCCAUUCUGCGGACUUAUCAACCACAAGGUGUCGUCAGAGAUCAUUUUUGACGCGUCUAUGUUCACCAGUGCCUGUGCUGUCCUGGUGGCGCAGUUUGGCACGUAUGGGUACUUUAUGUUCUCCGCCGCCUUGUUCGGAUUAGCGAUUGGCUUCCAGCGCACCAUCACUCCUGUCCUCGUGCGGGAAUACGUCGGCCUGGCUAAUUUAGGGUCGGCAGUGGGACUUUACUCUGGCAUCGGGGGCGUAGUUGAUUUAAUCGGCCCUAUUUUAGCAGGAGCCAUCUACGAUGUCACGGAAAGCUAUACUGUUCUGUUUUACAUCUUCGCAGGAGUUUUCGCCCUUGGGUUUCUGGCGAUGUUGUUGGCACCUCUGCUGAAGAGAAUUGAGCCUGGUGUGCGCGAAGGUUGAAUUC